Messenger RNA from Prunus armeniaca (apricot), 345 nucleotides. NCBI's taxonomy places the organism in Eukaryota, Viridiplantae, Streptophyta, Magnoliopsida, Rosales, Rosaceae. The record is from the annotation of a GenBank genome assembly.
AUGGAUUUGGGUGGGAUCUUAUUGCUAACACAAUCACUGCCUCAUAAAAUGUUUAGGCUAAGUAAGCCAAGAGCGAAGCAAUAUCGCACUCAAGGUUUAGUGCACUAUCAGCUUUUAGGGGAGAUAUUCAACACCACUACUGCAACCGGUCAGUUGCGUUAUGCCUCUAAUCAACUUCCUCCAAACUCAAAUAAAGAUCGUGAGUUAGAGAACAACUUCCUUAACAUCAGUGUUCACAUUGAUGUUGACUUGGAUGAUGAUGGUGUUAACCUGGAAAUUGAUCAUGGUAAAGGAAAAAGAAAGUGUGUAACUGCUGCCCCAACCGAACGUCAUCCAAAGAACUGA